AGCUGCCUUUGGCUGCACUGCUGACUUUUGUAAUUUUGUGUUAGUAGUUGUUAUAGUGCCAGUUUUCCUGUGUGUAUACCAAAUUUUAUUUAUAUAAGUGUCCUAGUUUUUGUAUUCUAUGAGGUUAAACAGAAAGUUUAGCUUUAUGCUUAUUAUUUGAGUACAAUUUACGGUUGAUUUUAACGAUAUGCCGGAGUUAUCAGAGAAUGUGAGCGAGGUCUCAGCUGACAACUCCCUACAGAGUAUCCCGGUUCCUCCAUCGCCGAGCCCUUCAACUACAAUCAAAUCUUCUAAUGAGAUUCUGUGUGAAUUGUUUGGCGCCUUCAACGCCACACCUCCUCCCUUGGAUGACAUCGUAUCUCAGAGCGUGUCUGCAGAAAAAAUCCAAAAGAAACAUAAAAAGCGUAGCAAGAAAAAACAUAAGAAAUUAAAAAAGAAACGCUCUUCAAGUUCAGAAUCAAAAACCAGCCGGGAGUCGAAGAAGAAGAGUAAAAAACAAAAAAAAGAGUCGAAAAAGAGUACCUCGGAUUCUGAAUCGUUUGAAAUCAGGAAAAAAAAAAAGAGAAAAUUAGGAAAAUUCAGUGAAGAUUCGGACAGUGAAGAUGAACCAAAACCUAAGAAGAAGAAGAAAAAUGAUAAAGAGAAAAAACAUAAGAGUGAGAAAGUGAAAAUUAAACAGGAAAAGGAGGAACAUAGUUCCAGUAAGAAAAAUGUGGACCCUUUGAUCACGACAGUGCACGGUUCAAUUCAAGAAGAUAUUUUGAAGUAUGCUGUUAGUAAAAUUGUAGACAAAGUUAUUGACAGUACAAACCUGGCUUCAGAAAUUUUCUGUAAGAGCAUUGCAAAUGUUCAGGCUGCUAAAAAUCUGGAUGUUGAAUGUGCAAAAGUUCUUUCUAAACCGAUAAAACAGGAGCCAGGACUAGUUAGCCAUGUGUCUCCAACAGUGGUGGUUGAGAAAGCUAAAGAAACACCACCCACAGACCUCGCUAAACACUCUGAAGUAAGUCAUAUUGUGAAGUCUAUUCCUGUGGCAGACGUCUUUGCAGAAGACCUUAUAGACUGUGGAAUAAAGAAGGAUGAGCUUAAAUCUCAACCAGAUAAAACCAGCGGCAAGAUAACCAUACCGAACCUAAAGUUCAGCCAGGUUUACCAGGCCACUGUACAAAAGAUCGAGGAGGAGGCCAAACUGAAGGCAGAGAAGUAUGAGGAAGGGGAGUUAUCGGAGACCAGCAGUGACCAAGAAAGGAGUCCCACACCCUCCAGUCACGGAUCACUAAAGGAAGAAAAAGAAGAAAAAAAGGGACAGAGAGAGGCGACAUCACCACCACCAUCGAAGAGACAAACAUCGACAUCACGAGAGACAUCGAGAGAGGAGGAGAGACAGCAUGUUCUAAGAAAAUGUGGCUUAUCUAGGAGUAGAGAGAAAAGCCAUGGGUCACACUCUGACUCAAAAUAUAGACGUAGAGACAAACACAGCAGAGAGAAGGAGCGAAUUAGACAUCGUAGCGACAGUGACAGCAGAGAGAGAGAAAGAAUCAGACACCGCAGCGAUAGUGGCAGCAGAGAUAGAGAACGGACCAGAUACCGCAGCGACAGUGGUAGCAGAGAGAGAGAACGUACCAGACAUCGCAGUAACAGUAGUAGCAGAGAGAGAGAACGUACCAGGCACAGGCCAAGAUCAAAGUCCAGGGAUAGGACCAAACGCCCUUCUGAGGACAAAAUUGACAAACAGAAGCUGCUCGAGAUAGCCCGCAGGAACGCUCUCAAUAUGAUGAAGAACCCAUCGGGAGCUGCUGACCAGACCAAAGUGGCAAUCACAUCGGGUGGAAAGACUGUCAAUGAACUCACAGAUUUCUGCAAGCUACUAUCCAAGAAGGAUGCUGAUGGCCAUGAGUCUAUUAGCUCCAACACUUCACACUCAAGCGACAGUGAGUCGGAGAAACCGUUUCAUCAUCCCUUUCAGAUCAGGGACCGACCUAACAGCAUAGUGAUGAACAUCCGGAACUCAGUUGCUCUACCAGUUAAGUCUCACCAGGAGAAGACAGCAGAACAAUCAAGACAGCUGAGGCUACAGUUUCCUGUGUCAAGCGGUCAACACCACCGCAAGACUGAAAGUGAGUGGAUUCCAGUAUCGCCCAAGAAGGCAGAGGUAAUACCCAGUACCCAAGUGGCUGUGAUCAAACCUACCACCAAGCCUGCCAGAGUCUUCAGGGACGCCCCAGACCCUCCGAAUAUGGACAUCAGCUCAAUAGUAUCCCAGCGACUCAUGGCCAUGCGCAGACUCCAGGAGAACCCAACAGACCCUGAGGCCCUGACGCAGAUGUACGCAGCUCAGCAGAAUAUGCAGUCAUGGGCCGAGUCUAAGCAGCUGCCUCCUGGACAGUUUACUGGUAGUACGGGAGUCAAAGUGUUGUCUCAGGCCGAACUGGCGUCAGGAUACCAAGCUUGGGCUCGAAGGGAUCAAUUGCAAGUAGCUGCCCCGGUCAAUAGUGGCAUGGGCAUGGCCCUGCUGCAGAAGAUGGGCUGGCGGCCCGGUGAGGGGCUGGGCAAAAACAAGGAAGGCACUCUGCAGCCCCUUCUCCUGGAGGUCAAGAUGGAUAAGAAAGGGUUAGUGGCCCAAGAAGAGUUGCCCUCGAGACAGCCACACCAGAUCGUGAGAGGUCCUCCUAGGAGUCUGGAAGGCAAGCAUCCUGUGUCUCUCCUGAACGAGUAUUGCUCGCGACGCAAGUAUGGACCUCCAAUAUUCGAGUUGGUCGAUGAAGCUGGACCUGACCACAAGAAAAACUUCCUCUUCAAGGUUAAAGUGAAUGGUGUGGAGUACAAGCCAGCUGUAGGAAGUCCUAAGAAGAAGCAAGCUAGGGCCGAAGCUGCAGAGGUCUGCUUGAAAACAUUAGGCAUUCUUCCCAGCAAAUAACUUCCCAUUGUUUUGUUGUAAAUAUUAUCUGUACAUACUGUAUAUAUGAUUAGUAAAGUUAUUUUCAUAGUA
Homalodisca vitripennis (glassy-winged sharpshooter) is the source of this 2986-nucleotide messenger RNA. RefSeq names its product protein SON-like. Gene Ontology annotation, biological process: regulation of mRNA splicing, via spliceosome; regulation of cell cycle. Gene Ontology annotation, molecular function: RNA binding. NCBI's taxonomy places the organism in Eukaryota, Metazoa, Arthropoda, Insecta, Hemiptera, Cicadellidae. The transcript has 16 exons. The record is from RefSeq and is a predicted model, not a curated record. Bases 188 to 2914 code for a protein of 908 amino acids.